Trypanosoma rangeli is the source of this 4692-nucleotide messenger RNA. RefSeq lists its product as uncharacterized. The transcript has a single exon. Bases 1 to 4692 code for a protein of 1563 amino acids. NCBI's taxonomy places the organism in Eukaryota, Euglenozoa, Kinetoplastea, Trypanosomatida, Trypanosomatidae. The record is from RefSeq and is a predicted model, not a curated record.
AUGGCGUCAACAAUUUCACCCAUGGGAGUUGGACACGGAGGCGGCAGUGGCAGCGGCAGCGGCAGUAACAGCAUCAGCGCUCGUUACCGCCGUCUCGCCAAUGAAAGGGAUGGGAAUGACUCCGCCACGCCUUUGGGUCUUCACAGCAGUGGUGUCACUCAAAACCGAGAGGUUGAGCCGCGUUUUGCAAGGAUCGUGGCUGAGUACGAGUAUAAACUACUGGAAGAGCGUGGUCGGGCGCAGGAGCGAGAGACGCAGUUGCUGGAGGAACUACAGUGGGAAAAGGCGCAGGUGGGACGUCUAAUGAAUGAGCGCGCGCAAUUGGAGGGAGAGGAUCGCCAAGAAAAUCAUGCUGGGCGUUUGGUGUCAAUGGACGAGUAUGAGCGGGUUCAGGAGCAGCUGAAAGACACACGUCUGAUGCUGCAGGAAGCGGAGCGCCGCUAUCAGCAGGAGAAACGGGAGCUUUUAAACCUGCGCACAUCGCAGCUUCUCAGUGAGACCUCAAAACGCGGGCAGGAAGGCGACAUUAUUGCCCGCGCCAUGCAAGUCAUGUCCGAGUACGAGGCCGUGGUGCGCAGCAGCGAGGAAAACAGUCUGGCGCGCCUUUCGCACCACAUGGAAACGUUUGAGAAGGAAUGGAUUUGUCGUUCGCGUGCAUUUGAAGAACAAAAGGUUGCCUUUGAGGGAGCCAUGAUGGAAAAAACGCGACAGGCGCUGGCGGAACAUGAGCAUGACGUGGAAGAAAUUAGCCGAACACUGCUUGAGAAGACGACGCAGGCCCUUCGAAAUCACAGCGAGGUGCGACUAGAGUUGGAGGGGGAGGUAAUGCGUCAUGCGGAUAUGUUUAAGGAGGAAUACAAGGAAAUCUUGGACAAGGAGUUCUACGACCGCUGUAGAAUGUACGAUGAAAAGAUUGCGGAGCGGGAGCGUGGUUGGGUGAAGACCCUGCAAGAGGAGCGCCAGAAGAUUAUUGCCGCUGAGCAGUUGGCUGUAAAGGAACAUGAAACGUUGCACGUACACGCCCUUGAGGAGGCGAUGCGAGAUCUGUCGCAGUUGCGUGAACAGCUGGUGCGUGAGCAUCAAGAACAGCAGACAGAUGCCAUGAAUGAUCUUAUCGCACGACGCGAUGACCUGCAACGAGACCAUGAGCAGCAGAUUGCCAGAAUAAACGAGAAGACGAGGGAGAUGCAGCGGGAGUGUGCCGCGGCAGUGGAAGAGAUGCAGAACACGAUGAAAGAGCUGCAUGUCCAGAUGGCGGUGAAGGAGGCAGAAAUGGUGCGACGGCUACAGGAGGCAGAACAGAGGGCAGCUAAGGCUGCGUUGGCGAAAGGACAGGAGUUGCGCAAUGAAGUGGAGCAGCUGUGGUCGUCGAUGCUUGAGAAGGAGUCUGUGGCAUACAAAAAUGACGUAGAGAGGCUGAGCAAAGAGUAUCAAGCCACAAUUAAUCGCAUGCGUAGUGAGCAGGCAGAGCGCGAGGGCGCGCUUCUCGCGUCUUAUGAGCAGCGUGUGGUGCAGGUGGAGGAGUCCGCCGACCUCCGGUGGAGCGGCCGCGUCGAGGAGGCGAUGCGAGGGUUGGAACGUCACAUGGAGGUGGUGCAAAUGCUGCGCCACGAUAACGAGGGUAUGUCGGCCCGCAUCGAGCGACUCACGCAGGAGGUGCAACUAAGUGCUGCAGAAAUGGAAGGCGCUGUAGCGCGCGCGCGGCGUGAGCAGGACAUUGUGUGGCAUCAAAAAGUCGAAGAGAUGCGACAGCGAUACGACAGGUUGCUCGAUGAGGCGCUUGGCGGUACCGACGACGCGGGUGUCGGGCCGGGCAUCUCUCGGCACGAGUACGAGAAGGUGUUGUCGCGUUUGAAGGAGUGGGAGGAGAAGUGCGUUGCGUUGAGGCGGCAGUGCGAGCUGCAGCGGACGCAGGAGCAGGAGGAGCUCAACGCUCAGUGGGGGAAACGCCUGGACGAGGAACGCGCACAGCGAGCAGCAUGGGAAACGGAGCAGCUGAGCCGGUUUACCAAGACGCGUGAGGCCUUCCUGCACGACAUGGAGGAAAAGGAAAAGGCUGCAGUCGAGAGGCUGCAGGCGGAGAGGGAUGCCCUUCACAAGGCAUUCCUGCAGCAACAACAGGGGGAGCGGGAACGCUGCGAUGCUGCCAUUGCACAGGCGCAAAUAGAAGAAAAUGAACGAUGUGUCGCAUUCUUCAAUGAACAGGAAGGGGCGUUCCAGGAACGGAUACGAGUACUAGAGGCGCGCGUUGCUCAAUCGAUGGCCGAUGUACGGAGUCGUGAGGGGGAGUUGCAAGAGGCCUUUGCGCGGAAAAUGGAUGAAGCACAACAGAGCGCGAUGGAUUACAUUCGACAAGAACGUGAGGCACUGCAGACCGCGUACGACAAGAAGUUUGCUGAGUUGCACGCCGAACAGCAGCGCUGGGAGGUGCAACGCACGAAGCUACAUGAGGAAAUCGCUGAGCAGUAUGCGGAGCGGUUUGUGAAGGCCAAGGCUAACAUGCAACGGCACCUCGUAGCUGUCACGGAACUGAUGCUUUCUUACCAGGAGCAAUGUGAGGCGCGGUGGUUGCAGGCACGCAAGGAGGAGUUGGAGGUGUUUAUUAACGAACGUGUGGCCUACAAGAAACGUUUGGAGUCAUCCAGCACCGCCGAUCUCGCACGUGUGCAGGCGCAGGUGGAGGAGACACUUCGUAUGGAGCGAGCAGCCUUGGACGAGCGCAACAGGGCGUUGCAGGAAACGUUGCGGGCGAACCAAGCGAGCAUGGAACAGGGGGCCGCGGAAUACGCCAUGAAGAUGUUUGAGGAGCAGCAAUGCAUUCUCGCAGAGGCGACGUGGCAGCGUUCACAGGAGCAGCAGCAGCAGUGGGAGAGUCUGAAGACCGCCUGGAUGGAAAAGACAUGGUCGAUGGAGGGCGCAUAUCGGGCAGAGAUCCAACAGAUGCGGUUGGCUCAUGAAACGGAACUGGAGGAGGAGCGGAGACUCUGGAGGGCGGAGGUUGAGCGACAACAGGAUGAAUUGCAGAUCGAGAAAUGCCAGCAUGUGGAGCAACUACGGCAGCGAGAGGUAGAGCUGAGAAACAAACACGAGUCCGCAUUGAAGGCAGAACGGCAGUGUCACGAAGGGAUCGUGGUAGAGUUGCGCAAAGAGCAGGAGAGUCGUCUUGCGGAGGAGCGGCAGCGUGCACAGGUGGUGCUCCGGGAGCGUGAGGCGGCCUUUGACUUGGAACUCCGGCGGUUGCUGGAACGCAUGGAAACGCAGGACCGUGAACAACAGGAGUCGGCCAAUGAGCGUGUGCGGGUAAUGCAGGAUGAGUUUGACCGUGUGAUGCGCGCCGUGAAGGCAACCUCACAGCAAUAUCAAGAAGACUAUAUGAGGCGAGUGGAACAGCUUGAACAGCUGCACCUCACUCAGCUAGAGGAGCAAAAGGACGAGUUGCAGAAAAAGUAUGAGGAGAGUCUGUGUGCGAUGCACACCGGGAUGGAAAUGCGGCUGCGCGAGUACCUGACGUCAGACAUGGACGUGGUGUGGCGCGUGGAGGAGCAGCGGGCCGUGUUGCGUGAGGAAAUGGAGGCUAAGUACGUUGCUUUCAUGCAGGAGCAAUUGGAGCGGGUGAAGGCAGAGAGGGAGGAGCGGGAUGGCAAGGUACAUGAUACGGAGCGGCUCCACAACAGCCACCUUGCGGCGCUUCGCCACGAAAUGGACACUGCGCUUUUAACGUACUUUGAGAAGACGGAGAGCCGUGCACGUGAGGCUGCCGAGCAGGCACGCAUGGAGUUUGAGAAGAACUUGCAGGCAUCCUUCGCCAUGCUGGAGGAUGAGCAGAGGCGUCGCGCGGAGUUGGAAAACCAACUCCGUGAGGCCCACGCCCAAGUGGAUGCGCUGCACCUCAGCUACGAGGAGCAGAAGCUUCAGGCGUUGCGGGAGGUGCAGGCGAAGUAUGAAAACGUCUACAAGGAAAUGCAUGACGCUUUGCGCGCGGAGCGUGAGGCGUGGGCUCGCCGUGCCCUCGGUGAGGAGGAGCAGCGAUUACUGAAAGAACUCACGGCGCGCGAAGAGAGGCGCCGUCAGUCCGUCGACGCGUUUUCGCCGUACUCCGCGGCCUCCCCGGCGGUGGGACGUCAUGCGUUGUCACAGGAUGCCACACCAGUUGCCUUGCCGCAGCAGCAGCUGCCGCCGCCCCAACACUAUCAGCGCGGGGGGGAUGAGUCCUCGCAGCUGAAUGUGCAUGCGGUGCCGCUCACACCUUAUGGCAGGACGGCCGGCAACGGUCACACUGACGUGUUGUAUGACGUAAAUUACGAGAAGUUGCAGCAACUGUGGUCCGUGAUGGAGGUGCCAGAGGCGGAGCAGGAGCAGGCCCUGUGUCGCUGGUCCCAACUGCCGCUGCCACAGCGUGCAUUGGAGGUAAAGAAGGAAACGCGGCGACUGGAGCUUCAGCUUCCUCUUCUAGAGGUCGUAACACGGCGAGAGUUCCUGAUGCACCGCCUAAAGGAGCUAGAGAGGAGCUCAUCCAGUAACAACAACAGCAAGAGUAGUGGUGGUAAUAGUGUACAGAUGGAGGAGUUCCGGAAAGAACUAUUACGGCUGACGGAGCACCUCAAGAGUGAGAUACCACGACAUGAGUCGAUGUACGGCAGCACCUUCCGCUUUCGUGGGUCUCGUUACAUGGACACACUGCUUGAUUGGUAG